Molecule: messenger RNA, 1916 nt
Organism: Loxodonta africana (African savanna elephant)
Lineage: Eukaryota; Metazoa; Chordata; Mammalia; Proboscidea; Elephantidae
Product: mitogen-activated protein kinase 6-like
Biological process (GO): intracellular signal transduction; protein phosphorylation
Cellular component (GO): nucleus; cytoplasm
Molecular function (GO): MAP kinase activity; ATP binding
Source: RefSeq, a predicted model, not a curated record
GUCUGCAGAGUUGCUGCCCCUUUCUUGAGCUAUGAGUACUGCAAUCUUUUUAAUUCUCAGUAUGAGUAAAGCUUUUUGAGCUUUUAAAUCUAAGGGGAACGCAAUGGGCCUGGUUGGCAUAUGCAAUGAACAUUAAGAAACCAUCUUGUUUUGGAAGCAAAAUUAUUUUUCUUCUCCCUUUUUGAAAGAUCUUUUCCUUUAAUGCCAAUUUUCUUCCUUGUUUACACAAGUUCAACAGUUUGUAAGGAAAAGGCAAUAGUGGGGGUUUCAAAAUGGCAGAGAAAUUUGAAAGUCUCAUGAACAUUCAUGGUUUUGAACUGGGCUCUAGGUAUAUGGACUUAAAACCACUGGGUUGUGGAGGCAAUGGCUUGGUUUUUUCUGCUGUAGACAAUGACUGUGACAAAAGAGUAGCCAUCAAGAAAAUUGUCCUUACUGAUCCCCAGAGUGUCAAACAUGCUCUAUGUGAAAUCAAAAUUAUUAGAAGACUAGACCAUGAUAACAUUGUGAAAGUGUUUGAAAUUCUUGGUCCCAGUGGAAGCCAGUUAACAGAUGAUGUGGGCUUUCUAACCGAACUGAACAGUGUUUACAUUGUUCAGGAGUACAUGGAGACAGACUUGGCUAAUGUGCUGGAGCAGGGCCCUUUACUGGAGGAGCAUGCCAGGCUUUUCAUGUAUCAACUGCUACGUGGGCUCAAGUAUAUUCACUCUGCAAACGUACUGCACAGAGAUCUCAAACCAGCUAAUCUUUUCAUUAAUACUGAAGACUUGGUGCUGAAGAUAGGUGACUUUGGUCUUGCAUGGAUCAUGGAUCCUCAUUAUUCACAUAAGGGUCACCUUUCUGAAGGAUUAGUUACUAAAUGGUACAGAUCUCGUCUUUUACUUUCACCUAAUAAUUAUACUAAAGCCAUUGACAUGUGGGCUGCAGGCUGCAUCUUUGCUGAAAUGCUGACUGGUAAAACCCUCUUUGUAGGUGCACGUGAACUUGAACAGAUGCAGCUGAUUUUAGAAUCUAUACCUGUUGUACAUGAGGAAGAUCGUCGGGAGCUUCUCAGCGUAAUUCCAGUUUACAUUAUAAAUGACAUGACUGAGCCACACAAACCUUUAACUCAGCUGCUUCCAGGAAUUAGUUGAGAAGCACUGGAUUUCCUGGAACAGAUUUUGACAUUUAGCCCCAUGGAUCGGCUAACAGCAGAAGAGGUGCUUUCCCAUCCUUACAUGAGCAUAUAUUCUUUUCCAACGGGUGAACCGAUUUCAAGUCAUCCCUUUCAUAUUGAAGAUGAAGUUGAUGAUAUUUUGCUUAUGGAUGAAACUCAUAGUCACAUUUAUAAUUGGGAAAGGUACCAUGAUUGUCAGUUUUCAGACCACGAUUGGCCUAUACAUAACAACUUUGAUAUUGAUGAAGUUCAGUUUGAUCCGAGAGCUCUGUCUGAAGUCACUGAUGAAGAAGGACAGGUGGAUCCUCGGAAAUAUUUGGAUGGAGAUUGUGAAAAGUAUCUGGAGGAUCCUGCUUUUGAUAUCAGUUACUCUACUGAGCCUUGUUGGCAGUACCCAGAUCAUCAUGAAAACAAAUAUUGUGAUCUGGAGUGUAGCCAUACUUGCAACUACAAAACGAGGUCAUCAUCAUAUUUAGAUAACUUAGUUUGGAGAGAGAGUGAAGUUAACAAUUACUAUGAACCCAAGCUUAUUAUAGAUCUUUCCAAUUGGAAAGAACAAAGCAAAGAAAAAUCUGGUAAGACAGGCAAGUCAAAAUGUGAAAGGAAUGGCUUGGUUAAAGUCCAGAUAGCACUAAAGAAGCAUCACAGCAACUGGCUGAAAAAGAAAGGGAGAAGAAUCAGGGAUUUGAUUUUGAUUCCUUUAUUGCAGGCACUAUUCAACUUAGUUCGCAACAUGAGCCUACUGAUGUUGUUGACAAAUUAA